AUGCCAUCAGACAGUGGCGGCGAGGAUGAGUCGCAGCUUGUACCAGCAUUCAGAGUUGCACAGGAAUCCUUGACUGUCUCGGGUGUUGCCCUCUUGACUACAUUCCUGUGCUUCGACGGGUCAAGCCGUUCUUUGCGCAUGUUCACACUGAGGGCUACCAGUACCGUGCCGUAUGGUGAUGGACCAGAGUACUGGGACAUGCGCUACAAAGCGGAUCCGGAGCCUUUCGAGUGGCUCCGCGGCUACGCUGACCUGAAGAGCUGGAUCCGGGAGGCGACCGAUCACAACACCUCUGCAGAUGUCCUCCACUUGGGAUGUGGAAACAGUCUCCUGCCGGAAGACAUGUAUGAUGAUGGUUAUCAAAACAUCAUCAAUGUUGACAACUCUGAAGUUGUCAUCUCGCAGAUGAUGGCCCGAAAUAUGAAGAGGCCACGAAUGCUUUGGCUGCAGAUGGAUGCCCUGGAUUUGUCGCUUCCCGACAACGCCUUCGAUUUAGUCCUUGACAAGAGCCUCAUUGACACUUUCGCUUGCUCUGAUGCUGAAAUCAUCAUGAUCUACUUGCUGCAGGUGUCGCGAGUUCUGCGGACAGGCGGAAGGUUGCUGGUCAUUUCGUAUGGUGCUCCCGACACACGUUUAGAGUUCCUGACACCGUCGCUUCUGAGCUUCGAGGUGCAGGUGGUGGAGUUGCCCCCGAAUGAGACGAGCAAAAUGCACUAUCUGUACAUCUGCAAGAAAAUGGCUUCCCAGAAGAAGCUUUCAGAAGUGUCGUCGCAAGCAGCGUGGCGCCUCGGCGUGCCGCUGUGCGGGAGAAUGGCUCGAAGCGCACCGGAGAAAACUGGCCAGUGGCUGUCUUCGCGUGCCACCAUGGAGGAGGAGCUCCAGGAGGCAACAAGAUUUCAGGCUCUGCAAGCAGGGCUCAGCUCCGGGGAGUCAGGCUAUGCAGCUGUGCGAGUCUGCACAUGGCUCCAGCGAGCUGACACAGAGCGAGCAUGGCUUGGUGCCACUCUUGCUCGCUGUUGCCUGGCCAUCCCACAGAUCGAGAGACUGAAGGCCAUGCAAAACUCCGAGAUUCCCGGUCAGCGCGCUGCGGCUUUGCUGGCUGUCAUCACCAAGUCCAGGAAUGAGGCUCAGGUCAAAUCAGCCAAGGAGCGGUUAGCAGCCCUAGCGAAGGAGACGCAGGACAUGAGCUGUGCAAUGCUCAAUGCCAUGGUCCUGGCCAUGGAUGGUAGUUGGAAUGAAGCAGCGCAGAUGACAAAGGCACACCCGGUGCUGGAAAUGCAGGUGCUGACCAUUCUCCUGGCCCUCAGCUGCAACCAGGUAGCAAUGGCUGAGAAGCUGUUGAAGGAUGCAUCUGGAAACAACGACGAUUCCGCCGCAUUCAGGCUCGCAGCUGCGGCGGUAAAAUUGGCAACAGGAGACCCAGAGGAAGCGUACCUGACGUACUGCGACCUCUGCUCUCAAUUCCCUGCUGUGGAGGGCGACGACUCGGGUUCUGGGUCCGUGCUGCUCCAGACUGGCAAGGCAUUGGCCAACAUGCAGCGCGGCAUGUUCUCCGAGGCAGUGGAGGACCUGCAGAGAGCUCUGGCAGCAGCGCCAAACGAUCCAGAUGUGCUGGUGGAUCGUGCAAAGUUUGUCAACAUGUGCUGUUGCAUGACUCACUUGGGGAAGAAGGACGAAUUCCAGCAGUACUUCGCCAAGCUGGAGCAGGCUGCGCCGAACAACGAUUAUGUCCUUAAGACGCAGGCGAUGACAACCGCAUUCACGCGAUUCAAAGCUUCCCUUGAGGUGGGUCUAAGCAGGGCAGGGCCAAGUUGA
This is a messenger RNA of Symbiodinium necroappetens, 1815 nucleotides long. NCBI's taxonomy places the organism in Eukaryota, Dinophyceae, Suessiales, Symbiodiniaceae. The record is from the annotation of a GenBank genome assembly.